Molecule: messenger RNA, 2163 nt
Organism: Lottia gigantea (owl limpet)
Lineage: Eukaryota; Metazoa; Mollusca; Gastropoda; Lottiidae
Exons: 5
Coding region: 60-1061 (333 amino acids)
Biological process (GO): ubiquinone biosynthetic process
Molecular function (GO): 2-methoxy-6-polyprenyl-1,4-benzoquinol methyltransferase activity
Source: RefSeq, a predicted model, not a curated record
AAAACUCUACUUUUGGUUUGUUGAUAUUUUUGUUGUCAGGAGAAAAAACUUAUAAGAGAAUGAAAUAUAUCAAUUAUCGAGCACUCUCUAGAAUCUUGCAAAACUUGAGAAUUAAGUAUGAAUCACAGAUGUCAACAAGUAAAUGGAGUGUGAGGACAUCACAAGAAACUUCACCAAGCUACCCACUCGACUCUGGUUUGCGACAUUACAGCAAGACAUCAAUAACAAGAUGCAUCCAAAACAAUGAGCCAAAAGCAGAAAGACCCAGAGCUCAAACAACAAUAGAUCAGGAAGAAAUUGACAGAUUUUCAGCUUUAGCUCAACUAUGGUGGGAUGAAAGUGGUGAAUUCGAAGCCCUUCAUACUAUGAACGAACUGAGAGUGCCCUUGAUAACUGACUCUUUAAUUGAACAGAAUACAAAAGCCUCAGGAAAGAAAGAUGUGAAAAUUGACCAACCAUUGGAAGGUUUUAAGAUAUUAGAUGUUGGUAGUGGUGGUGGAAUUCUUACAGAGCCUCUAGGAAGAUUGGGAGCCUUUGUUAUUGGUGUUGAUGCUUCAGAAGAAAAUAUUAAAAUAGCACAAGCUCAUGUCAUGCAUGAUGAAAAGUUAGCAAGGAAUAUCAAAUAUAUUUGUGCCACUGUAGAGGAUAUGGUGGAAACAGAAGAGAGAUCAUUUGAUGCAGUUAUUGCUUCUGAAGUAGUAGAACAUGUGGCAGAUAGAGAUAUGUUUCUGAAAGCUUGUUGUAAACUGGUUAAGCCAGGUGGAUCUCUAUUUUUAACAACAUUAAAUAAAACAAGAAUGUCUUAUUUAGCUGUUGUAGCAUCAGAAAGGGUAUUAAAUCUUGUUGCUAGAGGUACACAUGAUUGGAAUAAAUUUGUUUCUCCAGAAGAAGUACAGUAUACUUUAACUCAAAAUGGAUUAUCAACACGUUUGGUACAUGGUAUGAUGUAUAAUCCAUUAAGCAAAAGAUGGAGGUGGAUUAAAGAUACAAGUAUUAAUUAUGCUAUACAUGCUGUUUGUACAGAUGAAGCCUUACAGUUAAAUAAAGUAACUGUGGAAUAAGUCAUCUCAUGAUCAGUGGCUUUUGACGUUUAAUUAAAUGUUCUUGACAAGAAGAACAUGGAAAAUUAAGGAAAUUGUGGAGAUUUCCCCUUCAGAACUUGGUUUAAAACAUAAAGUAUUGAAAGUAUUGUUGCAGAAAAUUGGUUGAAGUGGUUUAAAAUGUACACACCAGAUCAAGGGUGUCCUAAAGGAAAGUUCUUCUUCAUUUGUUCUAAGUAAAAAUAUUACUAACUAGAUCAAGAUAUCUGAAUAAAGAGAACACAAAAUAAUAACAAUAAACUUUUUAUUUCAAAAUUUUGUGUAUAAUUUAGUAAAGAAUAAUGAGGUAUUACAUUUUGUAAAAUAUUGAGUUUUUCUUCUCUAGAUAUUCUUACUGUUGUGUGACUUAAAAGUCAUUAGAUAUGCAAAUUCAAACAAAAUAUAUUCUGAAACAGCAGACAUCAAUGAAUAAUGAUUGAUUUCAGACCAAAUGGAAAUAGGAAAUUUCAUUACAAAGAUUCGACUUAACAGAUUAUAUCUAAGAACUUUAAAAAUUUCGAAACAUUCCAAACCGAUGCGUGAAUGAAUACUAAAUACAAUUUUCCCAUACCUUUAACAUAUCAUAUAUAUCCUGAGAAUUCCAUGACAACUUGUAUUCUGAGAAAAAAACUCAAGAAAUAGCUGACAAUCUUGUCAUUCUGACACAAUUGUCUCUUGUUUUUCAACUACAGCAAUAAAUAAUACGAUUGAUUUAUAUGAAAAGAAAAAAGAAACAAAGAAUUUAGUGUUUCUAAAAAUAUUAACUCUAGGUCUGGUAGAUUAGUUGUUUGUUAUAAAUAGCUAAUAAAGUAAGAAGAAUGAAGUAACAGAACCACUAUUAAAUGUUCACUUUACCAUGUGCUUAAAAACACAAAUAACAUACAUUUAAACAAUAUAAAUUCAUUUUUGGGUUGUUGCAAACCUUUUUAUAUAUAUUAAUCUUAUUAUAGAUUUUACAGAAUGGAGUCAAAUCUACUUUUUACAUGUGACAAAUUCAAAUUUUAUCUUGAUAAUAAACUGCAGAAUUCAUACACAAACAACUAUGUAGAAAUAACAAACAUGCGUUAAGUAAUUUGAUUUUUCU